AGGGAAUGGGGUUUAAUUCAUCCAAAAGAACAUUUAUGGUUGCAGUUCAUGUGUUUUGUUCCAUGAGUAAAUUAACUUGGGAUAAGAAGAUACAUGCUUAUAUGAAGUGGGGACUUUCAGAAGACCAGAUUAGUGAAUCUUUUGGGAAGAACCCUUGGAUUAUGGCAUGCUCUGAAGAAAAGAUUCUACUGGGAAUGGAUUUUUUCGUCAACAAAAUGGGUUUAAAUCCUGCUGAUAUCUUGAGUAACCCUGUGAUUAUAAUGCUCAGUUUGGAGAAGAGAAUCAUUCCUAGAUCUCUUGUUUAUCAGACAUUGACUGCCAAAGGUUUACUUAGGAAGGAACUAAAGCUGCUUGUUAGGAUGUUGAAAGCGCCUGAAGAGAAGUUUCUAAUAAAUUAUGUGAAAUGCUAUGAGAACAAAGUUCCUGAUUUGAUGAAGCUAUAUCAGAUGCCUGGGCUAAUGGUGGUGCCAAAUUAGACCUUCUCGUAUUGAUUACUGUGAUGACAGGCUUCCUGAGGUUUCCUCUGAUUCACCUUAUUAUUUUGGAAAGAUCAUAAUCUUGCAGUUUUGUCACUGUAAUUUUGUUCUAACUUCUAGGUAGUAGUAAGCCAUUGAGCUAAGAAGUUUUAAAUAAAUAUGUGUUGCAGCCAAAAGAUCUGCUACUUGUGAAGCCACAAUUCAACAUCCAAAUUGUAUUAUCUUUUGACCAGAAAAUACAGACCUAUUUGGGAAUCUAAUCCGGUAUUUAGGGACUAUCAAUUGGUAUCAGAGACAAAGGAAGCUGAAUAACAACAAAGACAAAGAUAUCUGCGCUGCAAUGCUGAUUCAACACGAUUGAACACCAAGGGGGAGAUUCUUAGGAAUAUUUUAUGGUGUCCAAUCUAAUUAAAUAUCUUUGUAUUUGUGUAAUUAUUAUUUAAAAGUGUAAUACGGGCCACAAAUGUGUAUCAGCCCGUUAACUUCCUUGUAACCCGUAAGUUAGCCAACUUCUCCUAUAAAAGGAGGCUAACUUACGGGAACCCUAACGAACGAUCGAGGCUUUAGAGAAUAGAGGCGUAGAGAUAGAAAGAUUAGGGUUGCCGCUGCUCUACUUCUGCAGGGAGAACAGCGGUCAAUUCAUACGGUAUACCAGAUUCGGUUCAUCUUCUCCAUAUCUUUCUAUCUGUUUCUUCUUUCACUGCUAUGAUUGUUUGAUUGUUUUAAGUUCUGGGACUAUCAGAGCUGAGGCGUGAACCAGGUUGAAUGUAUCUGCGAUUUUUCGUAUCUUACGAACAACUGCUCUGCUUUUCUUCUCUUUUUGUUCAUAUAGAGUUUUGCUCAUGUUAUCUUGUUUGUGAACGAAAAUCUGUAAAAAUUAUACUGUUGGAAUCGCCUUUCAAAACCGAUCCAGC
Messenger RNA from Cuscuta europaea, 1390 nucleotides. Lineage: Eukaryota; Viridiplantae; Streptophyta; Magnoliopsida; Solanales; Convolvulaceae. The record is from the annotation of a GenBank genome assembly.